This is a messenger RNA of Vicia villosa (hairy vetch), 1052 nucleotides long. RefSeq names its product heavy metal-associated isoprenylated plant protein 45-like. The transcript is spliced from 3 exons. Gene Ontology annotation, molecular function: metal ion binding. The coding region runs from base 572 to 847 and encodes 91 amino acids. The record is from RefSeq and is a predicted model, not a curated record. NCBI's taxonomy places the organism in Eukaryota, Viridiplantae, Streptophyta, Magnoliopsida, Fabales, Fabaceae.
ACCUAGUACUACUUCUGUUGGAAGCAUAUGCAAUGAGCAGUAACAUGUAAGGAAACCAGCUUAUCCAACAAUUGAAGGUAAAUGCCAGAUGUUCAGCAUGCUGCAUGGAUCUGUCAUUAAAGCCAAGAUCUCUGUUUUUUUAGGGUCCAUUCUCUAUCUAUGUACAACUUCGGUCAAAAGGAAAAAAAAGAAUGUUAGAUCUGUCAAAGCCAAUGAUUUCAAAUUCUCAUACACUCAUUACUUUGCUUAGAUGGAAAGCAUUGGGACUUGGAUCGCAUAUUCUAAAGCUGAAUUUGCUUCUGCCCCAAAAAAAGCAUUUAGGUUUGCCUUGCAGUAGUACUACUACUAGUUCAAACAACAAACUGACUCAAAACCCAAGACAGUGACACUUACUUUAAUGUUUCUUCCUACUUUAAUUGAGCUUCUAUUUUGAUUAACAUAAUUAUAAAUAGCCCUCCAUCUCUGUGUCAUUAGAUAAACCUUCAUAUCAAUUGUUUUUGAACCAUUCUGUCUCCCUUUGUCCUGCUCUUCUAUAAACCAUAACUCGCAUAAUCUCAUCUCAGCAGUAUUAAUGGAGAUUGUUGAAUUAAAAGUGGAGAUGGUUUGUAUACAUGAAAAAAGACUAAGGAAGUGUCUCUCAAAAUUAAAAGGAAUAGAGAAAGUGGAAGUGGAUACUAAUUGUCAGAAGGUAGUAGUAACUGGAUACACACACAAAAACAAAAUCCUAAAAGCAGUCAGAAGAGGGGGUCUCAAGGCUGAUUUUUGGUCUCCUCAGAAUGAGUUGCUUAAUGCUUAUGUCAGUGCCAAUUAUGCCAGAUUUAGAUUCAACCCCUUUAGUUUCUUCUAGUUUUUCUCAUCACCAACCCCACCAAGGCCUUUUUGUGUUUGGUUUUUUCCAUGUUUCUGUAUCUUCUGCCUAGUGUGAGGUGAUAGAUAUAUACACUAGCAUUAUAUUCAUUAGCUUUGCUAUUUCCAUAGAAAUCAUAUCAACAAUCAGAAAAGUUCACAAUGAGGAUAUCUCAGAUACAUAUAAUAGAAUAAAGACAUCUCUU